Messenger RNA from Paramecium tetraurelia, 1001 nucleotides. RefSeq lists its product as uncharacterized. Gene Ontology annotation, cellular component: cytoplasm. Gene Ontology annotation, molecular function: protein serine/threonine phosphatase activity. Gene Ontology annotation, biological process: peptidyl-serine dephosphorylation. NCBI's taxonomy places the organism in Eukaryota, Ciliophora, Oligohymenophorea, Peniculida, Parameciidae. The record is from RefSeq and is a predicted model, not a curated record. The transcript is spliced from 5 exons.
AUUUUUCAAAAAUGGACAUAGACAGACAUAUUGCUACACUCCUAAACGGAGGGUGUUUACCAGAGCGAGACCUCAAACUGAUCUGCGAUAGAGCAAAGGAAAUCUUUCUUGAAGAAUCCAACGUAUAACCGGUACGUGCACCUGUGAAUGUGUGUGGAGAUAUUCAUGGUUAAUUCUACGAUUUGCAAGCUCUCAUGAAAGAAGGUGGAGAUAUCUCCUCUGCCAACUACAUCUUCAUCGGCGACUUCGUUGAUCGAGGAUAUAAUUCUGUUGAAACCAUGGAGUACCUCUUGUGUUUGAAAGUCAAGUACCCUGGCAAGAUUAUGUUGCUUCGUGGCAAUCAUGAAUCCCGUCAAUGCACUCAGGUCUACGGUUUCUAUGAAGAGUUGCUUCGUAAAUACGGUAAUUGCAGUCCAUGGAGAUUAUUUAUGGAUGUAUUCGAUUGUCUUCCACUGGCAGCUUUGAUCGAGGGUUAAAUCCUAUGUGUUCACGGUGGUUUAUCGCCAGACAUGAGAACAAUUGACCAAAUAAGAACCAUUGACAGAAAGAUUGAAAUCCCCCAUGAAGGACCCUUUUGUGAUUUGAUGUGGUCUGAUCCAGAAGAAGUAGAAUACUGGGCUGUGAAUUCCAGAGGAGCUGGCUAUCUAUUCGGAGCUAAGGUGACUAAGGAAUUUUGCAGACUCAAUGAUCUCACACUUAUUUGCAGAGCACAUCAAUUGGUCAUGGAAGGCUACAAAUAUUGGUUCCCAGAUUAAAAUUUAGUGACUGUCUGGUCUGCUCCCAAUUAUUGCUAUAGAUGUGGUAACGUUGCUUCUAUUUUGUGUUUGGAUGAAAAUUUGAAUUAAACUUGGAAGACAUUCAAAGAAGUUCCUGAAAGUGCCAAAAGCGUCAACCCAAAAAGUGUAUUACCCUACUUCUUAUGAAGUAUAUAAUAUAUUUUGAUACUUCUUAUGAAGUAUAUAAUCAUAAAAUUAGUAUUAAUCUAUUAUGUGAUUUUACAA